GUCAUAUCUGCUUCAAUUUCAUUGAUCUACUUCCCUCUUUCAUUUGCUCAGUAAGAGAAAAAUGGGCAACACUUCCUGCUGUUGUUCUUGCUCUUCUUCUCAUGAAGAUUAUCAAAAUUUUAUCAGUAAGAUUGUUGUGGUAGAAGAAAUGAGUCACGUUGAUGAUUUGAUUUCUUACAUUGAUCAGCUCUUAAAUGCCAUUGAUGAGGGAAGACAAGUUCCCAAGAUGGCUCAGGUUUCUUUUAUCAAUUCUGGUGGUAGUUUACUGGAGAAGGUAUUGCAGCGAUCUAACGGGCAUAUAUGCAAGAGAGACAUUAUGCCAAAGCUCAAUCGUGAAACUCGCAAAUUUGCUAUUGAUGUAACAAAUCAAGCAGCACAUAUUCAGUGGCUGGGAAUAACGCUUUCUGUUGUAGGGUUUGUGUUAGAACGAAUUGAACAAGUUUCUUCUAACAGAAAGGAAUGUAUAGAGCUCCUGGGGUACAUGUGUAACCUCGCAAAAUACAUCAAGCAAUUGAAUGAGGAUUUGCCUCGAGAGAAGAUGAAUGGGGUCCUCGAAUUCAUUGUAAAUGGCUGCCUCAUGUGCAUAUCACAAAUGAAAUCUAAUGCGCUUUCCAAAUUUUUCGCUGCUCCAGUUGCGGCUGAAGAUUUGCGAAAAUUUCAGGCAGAACUUGGGCAUGAGUACCAAGAACUCUCAUUGGAAGCCAUAAUUGCUGUUUUGAACAGAAUUCCAGUUGUGUUACCUCCCUCACAAGGAAUAUCUCCUCAAGCAGUUGGUAUUGAGGAAGCCACAAAUCAUGUGAUUGGACUUCUAAAUAUGAAAGGGGGAUCAGUUGGAGCAGUGGUUAUUUAUGGACAAGGUGGGACAGGAAAGACAACUUUGGCCACUGCAGUUUUCAGCAAACCUCACAAACUACAAACAUUGCAGAAUUGUUAUGGAACAAAAUUGUUCAGAGGGAGAUCUUAAGUCAUUGCAGCAUCAAAUAUUAAGAGACCUUUUUGACCGUAACAUUGACUUGAGGAAUCUGAUUGAAGGUAAAGAAGAGUUGUCCAAGGAUUUAAAAAAUCCCUCCUCUCAACCUGUCUUUAUUUUCAUUGACAAUGCACUUAAACAAAACGACCUAGAAAAGCUUUUGCCUAUAAAUGAUCUGGGCUCCCUUCCAGCACAGAGUAGGAUUCUUUUAACGACCAGAAAUCAGAGUGAGGCUCAAAUAAU
Cryptomeria japonica (Japanese cedar) is the source of this 1213-nucleotide messenger RNA. RefSeq lists its product as uncharacterized. The coding region runs from base 62 to 964 and encodes 300 amino acids. NCBI's taxonomy places the organism in Eukaryota, Viridiplantae, Streptophyta, Pinopsida, Cupressales, Cupressaceae. The transcript is spliced from 5 exons. The record is from RefSeq and is a predicted model, not a curated record.